Messenger RNA from Lodderomyces theae, 1485 nucleotides. RefSeq lists its product as uncharacterized. The transcript has a single exon. Lineage: Eukaryota; Fungi; Ascomycota; Pichiomycetes; Serinales; Debaryomycetaceae. Bases 1 to 1485 code for a protein of 494 amino acids. The record is from RefSeq and is a predicted model, not a curated record.
AUGCAGGACUUGCAUUUUAUCGAUAUCCAUGUCUACACGCCCAUUUAUGGGAUCAUGCAACUACUUAAUGCCCAAAACAACUUGCCCAAUCCCGCCACAGGAUCGAAAAUUUUAUCGGCUCAAGCAAGAAAUCUAUUAGGUCAAACGAUCCCACCAGUGUUGGUGGAUUUCUCGGCAUCGAGUCAGUACAACUUGUUUGGUAAUUACGCCACCCCAAAUGAUCUUGCUCCAUCGAUUGUGUUCACUGUAUUAUACGCCAUAGUUGUCUUUCUACACACGGCAGUAUUUGCAAUCAAUUGUUCAAGAGGACAUUAUUUUUGGCCCAGUCUUGGGUUCAUUUUCUAUGCUGUUUGUCGUACUAUUGGGUUUGCUGUUCGAGCCGCAUGGACCAAGGAUAUCACCUUGACGGCAGUUGGUAUUGCCUCUGAGGUGUUUUUGAUCUUGCCUAAUGUUUUGUUAACCAGUUUCAACUUGAUUUUGGCACAGCGGAUCUUCACUUGGAGACACCCCGUUGGUGGAUCACGAAAAUUGUUUUGGGGUUUCAUGUACGGUUUAUACGCCAUUGUUGCUGGUGUUAUUGCCAUGACUAUUUUUGCUGCUGCCGGACUUCAAGUUUUUAUGUUGGGAACACCAAAUUACCAUCGAUACGUUAAGGUUAUUCAAGCAUCUUCCAUAUUGAUUAUCCUCUAUUCAUUGACCUCGAUGUCGUUGAUUGGAUUGGCUUAUUUCUUCAAGCCAACUCGAAAAGAUGAAAACUUGUACACUUAUCAACCAUGGUGGAUCAAGUCAUUCAACCCAUUUUAUUUUGUCAGAAAGGGCGAGCCACAAGAAGCAGCUGCAAGUUUUUUGAAACGAAAUCACAAUCAUCGUUAUGCUAUUAGGGUUAUUGCUGCUACACACCAUCAUUAUAAAACCGUCAAGGGUUUGAACAAUGAGCGUGGUGAUUUGACUCAUAACGUAUCGAUGAUGAUUCUUGCUGUGACGACAUUGAUCAUCUUUUUGUCCUCGGUGUUGAGAUCAGUGGUGUGCUUCCAAGCAAGAAGCGUGUAUGAUCGUUCAGCAGUUGGAUCAGCGGCAAUGAUGUAUGUAUUCUGGGGUGGUUUGGAAAUCCUUGUUAAUCUAUUGUACUUGGUUGGAAGAGUAGAUUUGAGAUUCUACAGACCUGAUAGAUUACCUAAAGAAGUGAGACAGAUUGUUACUGCAGAACAGUCGUUGUAUCCAUCGGAAAUUGAAAGUGAUGAAGAGGCAAAUGCAUAUGGAGAGGGUAAGGAAGAAUCAAGUGUUGAUGAUGGUGACUUGGAUGACUUUAAUUUCGGAAGUACAAAACGAAACUCACUUGAGGAUGACGAUGAUGAUGAUUCUGAAGGAUUUGACUUUACUGGAAAUCAUAAAUACACCUCUUCCACUAGUCACCGAGAUAACAAGAGUAAAGCACCAUAUCCACAUCAUGAAAAACUGGAUGUGGAAUCUGAGUUCCAUUUCUAG